AUCGUCGUGAGUCGCGUGACCGUCAGAGUCACACUCACAAACAUUUUUGGACAUGAAUUGAAAAUUAUUAUAAUUACCAGAUUUUUUAUCUAUCGUCGAACUUGGGACUGAGAAAGUAGCAGCUUCGUUUGCUUCCUCUGAUAUUUUUCUACACUCUCUGUCUCUCUCUAAAGAUGAAUUGUCUUCAGAAUCUUCCCAGAUGUUCAGUCUCACCUCUGCUGGGAUUCGGGUGCAUUCAAAGAGAUCAUUCUUCUUCUUCUUCUUCUUUGAAGAUGCUAAUAUCGCCUCCGAUCAAAGCCAAUGAUCCAAAAUCUCGACUUGUUUUACAUGCAGUAUCAGAGUCAAAAUCCAGCUCAGAGAUGAGUGGUGUUGCAAAGGAUGAAGAGAAAUCUGAUGAAUAUAGCCAAGACAUGACUCAAGCUAUGGGUGCUGUUCUAACUUACAGGCACGAGUUAGGAAUGAACUACAACUUUAUUCGUCCAGAUCUAAUUGUUGGAUCCUGCUUACAGACCCCUGAAGAUGUUGACAAGCUUCGUAAAAUUGGAGUUAAAACCAUAUUUUGCUUGCAACAAGAUCCAGACCUGGAAUAUUUUGGAGUAGACAUAAGCAGCAUCCAAGCCUAUGCUAAGAAAUAUAGUGAUAUUCAGCAUAUUCGCUGUGAAAUUAGAGACUUUGAUGCAUUUGAUUUGAGAAUGCGUCUUCCAGCCGUGGUUGGUACUCUUUACAAAGCUGUUAAGCGAAAUGGAGGAGUUACAUAUGUGCACUGCACUGCUGGAAUGGGAAGGGCUCCUGCUGUUGCGUUGACAUACAUGUUCUGGGUGCAAGGCUAUAAGCUUAUGGAAGCUCAUAAAUUACUUAUGAGCAAAAGGUCGUGCUUUCCGAAGCUGGAUGCUAUCAGAAAUGCAACAAUUGAUAUUCUUACAGGACUCAAGAGGAAGACUGUUACUCUGACACUGAAAGAUAAGGGGUUCUCCAGAGUAGAAAUUUCUGGCCUUGACAUUGGAUGGGGACAGGUAAAUAUAUUUUAUCUUAAACCAAUUUAUUUAUUAUGACACCUUGCUCUUAAAUCUAUGGUGUGCCAUAUAAGCUUUAAAGCCAGGAUGCACUUUUGUCACUGCUAUUAAAAGAAUGGCCUCUUUGAUAAGAAGUGGAAGAGAUGAGUGUUGGAUUUCUGAAAAUUAUUGUCUUAUGAUUGUGCAAAACUAUUUGGACGUAUAUAUAUAAAAGGUAAUGUAUUUCUUUAGCUCUUUUCGUUUUUACCAUUUUUCUCUUUAUGUAGAGGAUACCUCUAACACUGGACAAGGGAACAGGAUUCUGGAUCCUAAAGAGAGAACUGCCUGAAGGACAGUUUGAAUAUAAAUACAUCAUAGAUGGUGAAUGGACACACAAUGAGGCCGAACCGUUUAUAGGACCUAACAAAGACGGCCAUACCAACAAUUACGCUAAAGUAGUGGACGAUCCAACAAGUGUGGAUGGUACAACUCGGGAGAGACUAUCGAGCGAAGACCCUGAGCUGUUGGAGGAAGAACGCUCGAAACUAAUCCAGUUCUUGGAGACUUGUUCUGAGGCAGAAGUUUGAGAGUUGAGAGCAUCCGACUAGACUAUGUGAAUGUACAACUUACUAGUAACAAUAAAAUGCUUCAUGUUAGUAAUACAUACAGUUACGCUUAUAGCAGCAAAAGAAAAAAACAUGAAGUUAGUAGUACUAUGUUCAAGUAUAAUAUAUAGUUUAAAAUCUUUGUUUUUUCUUAAUUACAUUCUUUCACCAUGUGAAGAUUGGUCAAAAUUGAUGAAAAUGUAAUCUUUGGUUG
Molecule: messenger RNA, 1811 nt
Organism: Arabidopsis thaliana (thale cress)
Lineage: Eukaryota; Viridiplantae; Streptophyta; Magnoliopsida; Brassicales; Brassicaceae
Gene: SEX4
Product: dual specificity protein phosphatase (DsPTP1) family protein
Exons: 12
Coding region: 174-1052 (292 amino acids)
Cellular component (GO): chloroplast
Molecular function (GO): carbohydrate phosphatase activity; phosphatase activity
Source: RefSeq, marked reviewed